AUGUCAGCCUUCCCACCUCAACGAUCGGUAGCGUCCAUACCAGUCUCACAAGACAUCGCACUCAAAUACCUCGCUGCGUACCUCGAAGCCGCGAAAAGCUCGCCCCAUUUAUUACCAAAUGCCCGGCUCGAGCCCUCAGGACCAACAGCUGGGCCCAGCUCCUCGAAUAUUACAAUACACAAUUUACAGCGAGUUGAAGCGGGUUUGAGGGGAGAAUGGCUUGCGCCUACCUUGGAUCUGGAAGAGGGGAAUGUUCCGAUCGCAGCGGGUAUGGAUGAUGGUACGAAUAAGGAGCAGCAGAAUGGUGAGGCGGAGGGAUGGAUGGAUCUAGAUCAGUAUCAGAGGGAACAGAGUAUUGAGGGUGGAGAGAUUGGGGUUAGGGUCCCUGGUGCUGUUCAGGAUGCAGAAUUGGACUCGGAUCUAGAGAUGCUGGAUCAUGCACCAAAAAAGCCACUGGACAAGGCUGCGAGGAGGGAAGAGAAAAAACAGCGCUUGAAGCAGGAGAAACGACAAAGGGAAAUGAAAAGGGCCGGUCAGCUUGCAGACUGA
This is a messenger RNA of Cadophora gregata, 549 nucleotides long. RefSeq lists its product as uncharacterized. The record is from RefSeq and is a predicted model, not a curated record. The transcript has a single exon. Lineage: Eukaryota; Fungi; Ascomycota; Leotiomycetes; Helotiales; Ploettnerulaceae. Bases 1 to 549 code for a protein of 182 amino acids.